AUGCGGAAGCUUCUCGAGCGCUCUGCUAUGUUUGGCUUUGGAUACGAUGCAUCAGAAGAUGACUACUUGGUCCUUCUCGCUUGGAAGAAUACCAGAGAAAUGGAAGACUACUUGGGUUUAUUUUCUUUGAGAACCAAUUCAUGGACGAAUUCUAAGGUUACACUUCCAAAUGACCCUUUAAAGAAAAGAAUUAUCUCGCUGCCUGGAUUGUUUCUCAAUGGGGCUAUUCAUUGGUGGAUUGCCCCUUGUUUUGGUACAGGUAUGGAUGUUGGUGGUUCUAUUAUUCUUGUCUUUGAUAUGAUUGAAAGGCAUUACUGGGAGAUGCCUGUGCCUAAAGAAAUAAUGACGAAUUACCAUCCUCCUGGGGCUCUUGUGGAACUGGGAGGGUGCCUAGCCAUUUGUUUUUCAAAUUUUGACAAGAAAACCGACAUAUGGAUUAUGAAAGAAUAUAGAGUGCAGUCAUCUUGGACAGCAUACAAGAUUCCUUGUUUUCUCUUUAGGCCUUUGUACUUAUCCAAUGAUGGGGAUAUCAUUGGAUUUGAUAUGUUAAAAUCAUGUUUGGCAAAAUAUAAUGUUAAUAAUGGAGAGAUGCUCCAAAGUUGUGGCAAAUUUUGUGGUUUGAAUGACUUUUGCAUGUAUACUGAGAGUUUAUUGGCUCUUCCUGAUGAUUUUAUGGAAGGGAAGGAGUAG
Messenger RNA from Arachis duranensis, 690 nucleotides. Its product is annotated as F-box/kelch-repeat protein At3g23880-like. Lineage: Eukaryota; Viridiplantae; Streptophyta; Magnoliopsida; Fabales; Fabaceae. The transcript has a single exon. Bases 1 to 690 code for a protein of 229 amino acids. The record is from RefSeq and is a predicted model, not a curated record.